Rhizoctonia solani is the source of this 4914-nucleotide messenger RNA. Its product is annotated as ABC transporter transmembrane region. Gene Ontology annotation, biological process: transmembrane transport. The record is from RefSeq and is a predicted model, not a curated record. Gene Ontology annotation, cellular component: membrane; fungal-type vacuole. The transcript has 26 exons. The coding region runs from base 1 to 4914 and encodes 1637 amino acids. Lineage: Eukaryota; Fungi; Basidiomycota; Agaricomycetes; Cantharellales; Ceratobasidiaceae. Gene Ontology annotation, molecular function: ATP hydrolysis activity; ABC-type peptide transporter activity; ATP binding.
AUGAGCCAACUGGUGUUCUCGGAGACGACGCUCGCUGUGUCCCGGCCCAGAUGGGCUCACACCCUACUAAUACCUGCUGCUUGCGCUGUUGUUUCUAUCAUCUUGCUUUUGCUCCAUGUUGUUCUGGCCGCCACACCCGCCAAGCGCCUUAUCGCAAGGUUCCGUAGUCGCAAUGUCGAUGAGGACGAUGUUGACUCAAUACCUCAACAAUCCAUCGUGCGACAACACACUGGAUUCUUCCCCGACUUGCGCUCCCAUAUUAAGGCACACGGUGGGACUACUGUGUUCGCAUGGAAAGUGCUGCGAUUGCUAGCCUGCUUUGCUUUGACGGCGCUGACCGUUGGGGCUAUUGUAUCAAUCAAUGAAGGGCAUAAAACUAUCGGUACAAAGGUGUAUGAAUAUACUGAAGAGUUGGACUUGGAUAUGGAUACUUUGACUAAGAAAUGGGGAAAGAAACACAGGAAGCACAAGAAGAAGCGAGAGAGGUGGUUCAGUACUGCAGAAUGGAUUGAGAUAUCACUGUGCAUGUUCUAUACGUAUACAACGCUUCUUGCUAUCUUAGCCCUCACCUUGGCUCCUCGGUUCCGUGCAGUCGCAAACACUCACCUUGUAAUCUUAUUGCUUAUCGCCCUCUGUGUAUACGCAUGGCGGGAUCUAGUGCCAUUCGCAAUCUAUGGCUGGCACCCAGCAGAUGGAGCUGGAGGAUGGCUGACAUGGACGCGGAUUGGGGUGCUGGGGUUCGCAUCGACUGUUGUGCCACUAUGCAUCCCGAGGGUAUAUGUGCCUCUAGACCCCAAGAACCCAAGUGCAGUUCCCAACCCCGAGCAAACGGCGUCCGUGAUCUCACUGGUGCUGUACAACUUCCUUGAUCCGAUUGUAUGGGCCGCGUAUCGUUCGCCGAAGCUGGAGUACGAGCAGCUUCCACCGCUGGCGGACUAUGAUCGUGCAUCAUACCUUCGAGACCGGGGAUUCGACAAGCUGGAUCCUAUGCGGCGUAGCAAACAGCGGCACCUGUUUUGGGGGCUGAUGGAGGUGUUCUGGAAAGAGUACUGUAUCAUGGCAGUUCUAGUUACUGUAAAGGCGCUAAUGGAGUUUGCGGGGCCGGUUGGGAUCAAAUAUCUGCUCGAAUAUCUUCAGAAAACUCAAAGGGGCGAAGAACCGGGGUUCAUUCGACCUUGGUUCUGGAUUCUUUGGCUUUUCCUUGGCCCAGUCAUCGGUUCGAUUGCGUUUCAAUGGUAUAUCUUUAUUACCACUGGAUCAUUGGUCCGAACAGAGGGAAUGAUCACUCAGCUCCUAUUCGAACACUCGCUCCGCAUCCGUAUGGUUGCUCAAGCUGCUGGAGGCGGGUCAAACGGCAAGACGCCCAAGACUGCAACCCCUGGAGGCGAUAGCGCUAGUAUUGCUGGUAGCGAAAGAACAGCAGUUGAGGCUCAGUCGCAAGGUGCCGAAGGUGCAGAGGGCGUAGAAGGAGGAUCUAACAGUGCUGGGCACACAGCAGAAGAAAGCAAUGGACAGACACUAGUUGCGAGCACGAGUUCCGUGAAGCCGAAAGACAAGGACGAAAGCAAAGGGGACGAUGGCGAAGGGGAUAAUCUUACGGGGAAGAUCAACAACCUGAUGUCCACUGACUUGGGGAACAUGAUUGACGGUCGUGACUUCUUGCUCAUAAUCAUCUUUGCGCCUGUCCAAAUCAUAUUUAGUGUCGUGUUCUUGUAUCGUAUCUUAGGGUGGAGCGCUGUAAUCGGCAUGGGAUUUAUGGUACUCUCUUUUCCUAUCCCAGGAAAACUUGCGUAUCUAUUCAAUGACAUCCAAGUUGCCCGAAUGAAGAAGACCGAUGCCCGAGUUCAAACCGUCACCGAGUCGAUGAACGUGAUUCGGAUGAUCAAGCUGUUCGGCUGGGAGAAGAAGGUUAUUGGGCAGGUGGAAGAGAAACGAGAGGAAGAACUGAAGUACUACAAAAAGCGACAGUUCCUGGGGUUGAUGAACAUGAACAUCAAUUAUAUACUUCCACUAAUUGUGAUGCUUGUGACAUACGCGUCGCACACACUAAUUUUCAAGAUGCAGCUAGAUGCAGCGACUGUCUUUUCUUCGAUUGGAGUGUUUGAUGUCUUGCGCAACCAGCUCCACAUGUUAUUCUGGCACAUCCCGAUGACUAUCCAGGCUAAAGUUUCUCUGGACCGAAUCGAUGAUUUCGUACAAAACACCGAGCUCCUGGACUCAUUUAACGACAAAGAAGGUCCCGUCAUUCUCGACCCUAACCCUCCUGCAUCCGACGCCAUUGGCUUCCGCAACGCAACCUUCACAUGGACACGGCAAGUCCCUGGCACUCCGACCCCGUCGAGACGCAACUUCAGAUUACACAUCGACGAAGAGGUGCUGUUCCGCCGCGGCAAGAUCAAUAUGGUCGCUGGUCCGACAGGAUGCGGAAAGACUAGCUUGCUCAUGGCUCUGCUGGGGGAGAUGCAUUUCGUACCAAGUAGUCCUGACUCGUGGUUUUCGCUCCCGAGGGAUGGUGGAGUAGCGUAUGCGGCACAAGAAGCUUGGGUGCAGAACGAGACUAUCAGAGAGAACAUCAUAUUUGGAGCUGAGUUCGAUGAAGAGCGCUACAAUAAAGUCAUCUCGCAAUGCGGGCUGGAGAGAGAUUUGACGCUGUUCGAUGCUGGCGACCAGACUGAAGUUGGCGAAAAGGGCAUGACGCUGAGCGGAGGUCAGAAGGCUCGAGUGUCGCUUGCGCGCGCGAUCUACUCGAAGGCAGACAUCAUCAUACUCGAUGACGUGCUCUCUGCGCUGGAUGUGCACACGUCGCGGUGGAUUGUGGACCACUGCUUCCGAGGGGAGCUUGUAGCUGGACGGACGAUGAUCAUUGUGACGCACAACGUUGCGAUGGUGAGUGAAGUGGCAGACUUUGUAAUCUCUCUGGGCACGGACGGACGGAUUGCGAGUCAAGGGACCAUCGAUGAAGCCUAUCGGUCCAACCCUAAGCUGAAAGCGGAGGCGGAGAAGGACGAGGAACUAGAACGCAAGGGCGAUCAAGUCGUGGACGACAGCAACCCUGUUGACAAGAGAAACGACGGUAACAAGAAGUCGGAUGGGAAGCUGAUGGUGGCCGAGGAAGUGGCUGAGGGACACGUCAGUUGGCCCGCGCUGAAGCUGUUUCUGGCAGCGUUCGGGGGGAUGUGGUUCUGGACUAUGUAUAUGACAGGGUUCAUACUGGCAGAUGUUGGGACGCUGGGGCAGACGUACUGGCUUGGUGUGUGGGCGCGUGCAUAUGAGGUGAACAGUGGUCACAACGAGCGAGUUAACGUGGGCUUGGCGACCAGCUACCUUGUGGUGUAUGGAAUAGUAUGUGGCGCUGGCGUGAUAGUCUUCAGUGGUGCCUAUGUCAUCCAUGUGCUGGGUUCUGUACGUGCGUCGAGACGGAUUCAUGACCAAUUGAUCGGGUCUGUACUGGGAGCACCGCUUCGAUGGCUGGACUCAACACCUAUAGGUCGUGUGAUCGCUCGGUUCACUCAGGACAUCCGCUCUGUGGAUGGAUCGUUGCCGGAUGGACUACACAAUCUUAUUUACAUGACAAUUCAGUUAAUCUCGCGUUUCAUUGCAGUUGUCGUGUUUUCCCCUAUCUUUACCAUCCCAGGCGCAGCUGUUUUUGUUCUUGGAAUUUGGGUUGGUCAGAUAUACAUAGCUUCCCAGCUAUCGGUCAAGCGCGAGAUGUCCAACGCUCGUUCGCCCUUGUUCAGCCAUUUCGGAGCUGCGCUGCAGGGGAUCAUCUCCAUUCGUGCAUAUAAUGCCCAGGAGCAGUUCAAGAACGAAGCCCUUAAAAGGAUCGACAAAUACACCAGAGCAGCCCGGACUUUCUAUGCACUCAAUCGCUGGAUCUCUAUCCGUAUGGAUGCGCUGGGUGGACUUUUUGCAGCUGGAUUGGCAUCUUAUCUGGUAUACUAUCGUACAUCUGUGGAUGCUAGUGAUACUGGCUUCUCCCUCAACAUGGCAGUCGCCUUCUCUGGAGGUAUCAUCUGGUGGGUUCGCAUCCUCAACGAGUUUGAGGUUCAAGGAAACAGUCUCGAGCGUAUCCAAGACUAUAUCAACAUCGAACAGGAGCCCGAGUCAGUCCCAGAGAAGGCUCCUCCCGCAUACUGGCCUGCAUCCGGUCACAUCGUCGCCGAGAACCUCACAGCGCGCUACUCCAAGGACGGUCCUGCAGUCCUCCACGGCCUGUCAUUCGAGAUCAAGUCUGGCGAGCGUGUCGGUGUCGUAGGCAGGACAGGCAGCGGCAAGAGCUCCCUGACCCUAUCGCUGCUGCGCAUGAUCCCUAUCGAAGGCGACGUGUACUAUGACGGGAUGCCGACACACGGCGUGAACCUGGACGCACUGCGCUCGAGCAUCACGAUCAUCCCUCAGCAGCCAGAGCUGAUGAGCGGCACGGUCAGGCAGAACCUCGAUCCGUUCGACGAGUACGACGACGCGGUGCUGAACGCUGCGCUGCGGUCUGCUGGGCUGGACACGCUGCAGUCGGAAGACGACGAAGGGUACAUCGGGCUGGAGUCGGGAGUGAGUGCAGGAGGAGGGAACUUCUCACUGGGACAGAGGCAGAUACUUGCGCUUGCACGUGCGAUCGUGAGGAGGAGCAAGGUGCUGAUACUGGACGAGGCGACUGCUGCGAUCGACUACAACACGGAUACGGCAAUCCAGAAGUCGAUUCGGACGGAGCUGAAGGACCGGACACUGAUCAUUGUUGCACACCGGCUGCAAACGAUCUGCGAUGCUGACAAGAUCAUGGUGCUAGAAGCUGGGAGGAUCAUCGAGUUUGACUCUCCAGCGGCGCUGCUGCAGAAGGAGUCAGGAGCGUUCAAGUCGCUUGUUGAUGAAAGUGGCGACAGGGACUCACUAUAUGCUAUGGCAGGCUGCCAGGUGUGA